Molecule: messenger RNA, 402 nt
Organism: Ostreobium quekettii
Lineage: Eukaryota; Viridiplantae; Chlorophyta; Ulvophyceae; Bryopsidales; Ostreobiaceae
Source: the annotation of a GenBank genome assembly
AUGUCGGCCCCGGACACCCCGUCUGCGGGAGAAUGCGACUUUCAGUCCACUCCCAGUGGCCUCCAGUUCUGCGACCUCAAGGAGGGGCAGGGGCCUCCUCCCAGCGCAGGGGCCAAGAUCAAUGCACACUACACAGGCCGCCUGUUCAGCAACAACAAGGUGUUCGACUCCAGCUACCAACGCGGCUCGCCUCUGUCCUUUAAUGUUGGCGUGGGCCAGGUUAUCAAGGGCUGGGACAUGGGCAUUUUGGGCGCCGAAGGCAUCCCACCCAUGAGGCCCGGCGGCCUGAGGAAGCUCAAGAUACCAGCGGAGCUUGCGUAUGGGUCAAAGGAUGUGGGCAAUGGGCUCAUCCCUCCAAACUCAGUGCUGGUCUUUGAUGUGGAGUAUGUUGGCUUGGCAUGA